CUUCAUAAUGUUACAGAGCGCGCACCCGAUUGCAACGUGCGUCCUGCUUGGGGAGUAAACUCUGUGUACCGGGAAUUACAGCUGAUUGUCAUGGGGCGACUCACAGGCGUGGAGGGGAGGCGUGUGGCGGUAGCCGUAACAAUCAUCCUCGUCCUUCUCGUAAAUUCUGUCUUGGGUUGGGAGAAAACGCCUCUUACAAAACGCUUGUUCACGCCGAACCACCGUGUUUCCUGGGAUGUAGAGUGGGGAGAUUGCAGCAGGGGUUGUGGCCAAGGUGAACUGAAAGCCCGCGCAAUAUGUGUCUCUGAGACAACAAGCCAUGAGGUGGGCUACGCAGCUUGUCACGGUGUUCCCAAACCAGUUAUACCGGAGAAAAGAAGUUGUGAUGGCGACUGCGCCCUGUAUGACCAGCUUGCAAAGCGCCAGGAUGACAAUGCGACAUCCCCUGCUCACUUCUCUCCGGUGCACUGCGACCGAAUCGUCCAAUCAGAGACCGGCGAGGUGACCUCCCCGGAUUGGCCGUUGAAAUCCGUCCGCUUCCUUCAGUGUCAGCUGACCUUGGUCCUGCCUGAGGAUAAAAGACCAAGGCUGAGUUUUGAUGUCUUUAUCCUGGAGGGUGGUGCAGAAUGUUCAGAAAAGAACUACGUUGAGAUUGAAGACAUGGCUACCAAUCGCUCCGAAGUAAUCUGCGGUACGCACGAUGAAUUCACAUGGACGGCAGAUUCCAACCGUGUCCAGAUCAGAUUCAGUGCCGAGUCAAGAAGCGUCUUCCAUCGAUUCCACGCAACUUAUAUCGCAAUCCAAACAGCACCAACCACAGAGUGCUCAUCUGUUUUUGAUGGACCGAUGGGGAUGUACGUCUCCGAAGUCCAGUCACCAGGAUCCGAGCCAGGAACCUGUGAAGUGCUCUUCCAUGCUGCGCCAGAUGAUAAAGUAGCCUUGUCCUUCGCCGUGUUUACUGUUCUCUGCACCAAACCUGUGCUGAUAACAUUCAUAGAUUCUGGUGUAGAGAAGACGAUGUGUGGAACUCACGAACCGUUCUCCUGGACGUCGACUGGUAACGAAGCAGUUCUGACCUACGAGAUUCCGACCGCAGAUGAGGAGGAAAAUUGGGAAAUUGAACUGGAGUAUGAACCACUCAAGUUUGGACCAGCAGAAGCAGCAGAAAUCGAUUGUAGCCAGUUCAUCCAUGAUUCUACCGAGGGGGUUAUCGCUUCGCCUGGACAUCCCGAGUCUUACCCAGACAACGCCUACUGCCGCACCAUCAUCAUGGUAGACCCUGGUCAAGUCAUCACGGUUGCCUUCCGGGAGUUUAUGAUUGAGCCCUCGAACAAACAGAACGGAGAACCAAUGGAGACAUGCCAGUUUGACCACCUGAUGAUUGUUGAUGUCACGACAGAUCGGGCUGAUGUCUUCUGCGGGAUGCGACAGCCGUUUGCUUGGACCUCGGACAGCAAUGAGGUUCUCAUUGUGUUUGUGAGUGAUAACUCAGAGGCUUACACUGGCUAUGAGGCUCGGUACUCCGUGAGCGACAAGCAUCCCGAACCAGAUUGCUUGGUGAUUACUGAAAAUGAGGAAACAGCAGGAGAGAUCACCACCAGUCUCUAUCCCCAGUCGUAUCCUAGCAACAGUGAGUGCUACUUGACGAUACACCAGGAGCUUGAUACUUAUGUCAUCUUUGAGGUUUCGACCUUUGACCUUGAGGAGUCAGAUGAAUGCGAAAAAGAUUCUCUGCAGUUUACUGACCUGACAACCGGGCGGACGGAUCGUUUCUGUGGCACCAUGCCUCCUUUCACUUGGACGUCUGAUGGCAAUGAGGUCCAAAUUGCUUUCAGAAGCGAUGACAUCGUCCAGGCUGGAGGAUUCCAUUUAUUCUCCUUGGCGUCUCAGCUUCCUCCAAAGAGUGCUCCAGAAAGAGACUGCCGACAACAUCUUACCAAAAGCCGAGAGUACAUUCGACUCCCUAUGUCCAAAGGUAACCCACCACUCGGCGAUGCUUACUGCUUCAUCCUCAUUACUGCUGAGCCGGACCAACGCAUCAUCUUAAACAUUGAUACAUUGGCUAUCGAACCACCACCUGUAGGCUAUGAACCCGACUUUGUUGAGAUCCGUGAUGUGUUUCUAGAAGGAGACGGUCACAUUGAGAAACUCGAAGGGCAUCUUCCGUCCUUCACGUGGACCAGCAGUCGCAAUGAACUGGUGAUAGUUGCGACGCAGCUGAGCAGCGACAUUGCUUCAGUGAGACUGCACGGUACUUACCAAGUCGCACGGCGUCCUGUGCAAGCCUGUAGUGGGAUGAUACUAGAAGACACUGGAGUCGUUCGCUGGCCGACUGACUUUUCGUCAGCUUCGACAGACUGUGAGCUGACCCUUCACUCCCAUCCACUCAAUCGAGUCAUUCUGACCUUCGACAAGCUGGACAUACCAGGGAACAACUGCCGAGACCUUAGUGUUGAGGUGAUUGAUGUUGAGCCGAGUAGGACGCUGACGUACUGUCAAGCCCAGGAGCCGUUUUCGAUCAUUUCAACAGCCAAUGAGAUACGACUGCGAUUCAAAUGGACCAAUAGCAUGGCAGGGAAUGCCAGACGACAGCUGUCUGGGGAUAAUGAGCCAGUCAUUGUGAGGCAUUAUGUGAUGGACAGACCACUGCAAGCAGUUGAGCAUGUUGCUGAGUACCACCGCAUCUUCCGCAAGGAGCAGGGUGAGUUUUCCUCCCUGGAUCACUCGCGAGCCUUAUGGAUGGACGGCAACUGCUCAGUGAUGAUUGAGGUUCCCUCGGACAAGCAAAUCCUCAUCCACUUCCAGGAUUUUUUGAUUGGCGAGCAGCCGCCAAAACCCGAUGAAAAUACACCAGUGAACUGCCAUCCUGAAUUUGUUUUGGUUGAAGACAUAACCAACGGACGCAAGAGUAUCUUCUGUGGUCACUAUUCCUACUUCUCCUGGCUCUCUGACACAAACGCCGUCCUUGUAACCUUCUUCACCAACCCUGUCAUCGUUUAUCAUGGAUUCAGAGCCAAGUACGAAACAGUGACCAGGGGCAGAGAGCCUUCUGAACACACCUCAGAGGAAAGCGGUAGUUUUCAAUCAACAAACUUUCCAGAGGGUUACCCAUCUCCCCACGAGCAGAGCUGGAUGGUCCAUUCUCCCCCGGAUUACAUCAUUUCCUUGGUGGUUGAUUCUUUUGAGUUGGAAGAAUCUGUCGACUGCAGUAAAGAUUACGUCAAGUUUGAUGACUUGUCGAGUGGUUACAGCUCAGUGCUGUGUGGAACUCAUGGCCUAUUUGCAUGGACCACAUCAGGAAAUGAGGUUGCUAUUACCAUGGUAACAGAUGAAGACACUGCCUCAUCAGGAAUAUCAAUGACGCAUUCGCAGGUGGAUGUUUCAAAAGGUUGUUUCUGGAUUCUGCGGGGUGAGUCCGGAUCCAUGAAAUCUUCAGAGUUCCUUAAACCCGAUGAGGUGUGGCAGGGGUCUUGCAAACUGAUCAUACACACCACUCCCGACAAUCGAUUGAGUCUACUGGUAGAGGGUGUCCAUAUAGUAGAGGACUGUGGGAAUUCUGGGGUCACCAUUGUUGACAUAGCGACGCUGCGCAGCAAGAUCAUCUGUGAGGUGUCACAUGACCUUGUCUUCACCUCUGACACUAACGAGAUAGCGUUUGGUUAUAUCAAUUACCAGACCACUCUGCCUGAUUUCACUGUCAGCUGGGAGUCCAUUCACAGAGAAGUAACACCAGUCGAAUGCACGGACGUCUUUGAUCAAACUCCCGAGACGAUAUCAAUUGAUGAAUACCGGCCGAUUUUACUCUUAUUACCAACGGAUGCUGCCUGCCACAUCCUACUCACCCUCCCACCCGAGGAGGCAGUGCAUCUCAUCUUCCGAGAAUUCUCGCUGCCGGGUGCUGUUUGCGAGAGGCAUUAUGUUGAGGUUGAAGACCUUGCCUCGCUGCGCUAUGACCGCUACUGCGACCCAGAGCUGCCAUUUUCCUGGAAGUCGGACAGCAACGAAGUCAUGAUUCGAUUUGCAAAGACGAAUAAUACCUCCGCGAUGCAAUUAGUUGUGGAAUUCUCCCACAUUAGGAAACCAAAAACAACAGACUGCAGCAAAGUGCUGGUUGGCGACACAGGGGACCUCCAGUCAGUCAACUACCCCUUACACUACCCCACAGACAUAGGGUGUCAAACACUGAUACACGCGGAGACAGGCAACAGGGUACAGAUAGUUUUCAAUGAGUUUGAGCUCGAGGAGGAGACUCGAGACGUGGGAUGUACAACUGAUUAUCUCAAGCUCACAGAUCUUACGACAGGUCGCUCCACCACACUUUGUGGCCUCCUUGGACCGUUCACCUGGUCCUCGACGGGCAACGAAAUCCUUUUAGAAUUUGAAUCUGACAAAUCCAACACGUACCCUGGGUACUCAGCGUAUUACACGGUGUUGCCACGGAUACCUGAAGUCGCAGGAUGUAACGAGACCUUGACGUCAGAGACAGGUGUCGUCCAAUCACCAAACAAUGCCUCCAGUGCUGACCCGUAUAACAACUCCUUGAUAUGUUACCAGCGUAUAGAGGUGGAUCCAUCCCAACACGUUAUACUGUCCUUCAGUGUGUUAAGUGUGGAGUCCGAUCCAAACUGCCAGAAAGACUUUGUGGAGCUCACAGAUGCCAUCAUUGGAGACACAGAUAUUUAUUGCGGUGACAAAGACCCCUUCACGUGGAUCUCUGAUGGCAAUGUGGUGAUCGUCAAAUUCAAGACUGAUGACCAGAACGGUUACCAAGGUUACAAGGCCACAUUCAAAGCUGUCACCAAUGAGCCAUUCUCUAGUUGUGAUAGCAGCCUCACUGCUGAUAAGGGCACUGUCCAAUCGCCAGGCUUUCCGUCCCUGUAUGGCAACAAUCUCCACUGUGUAACCACGGUAACAGGGCAGGAGCACCACCUGAUCCAGCUAGUCUUUGCAGUAUUUGAUGUUGAGGAGUCAGAAAGCUGCUCCUAUGAUUACGUAGUGAUUCGAACCCAGGGCAUUGGUGCACCACAAACCUUCUGCGGUGUCAAGGCUCCAUUUUCCUGGUUGUCAUCUGGGAAUGUUGCCAUAGUUACCUUCCACAGUGAUUACAUUGUAACUAGCACGGGCUUCAAGGCUGACUAUGAGCUGGUUGCCAAACCCAGCCACCUCAAAGCUUGUGACGAGAGUCUGUUCACCCCAAAUGGUACCCUAUCUUCCCCUCUGUAUCCUCAAAAAUAUCCAAGCAACAAGGAUUGUCGCACGACAAUCACAGCGGAACCAGGCUAUGUCAUCCAGAUAUACUUUUCAGAGUUUGAGUUUGAGUUUCAUGAGACUUGCGAUUAUGACUAUGUUCUGCUGAAAAACUUCCCGGAGGGACCCAUGGACAAAUAUUGCGGCACCUUGGACCCUUUCAACUGGGUAUCCAGGACCAAUGAGGUGGUGUUGGAGUUCCAUAGUGAUGCUAGCACAAGGAUGAAGGGAUACACUGCUCACUAUAUCACCUAUCCGGCUCCGCUCGUGCCUGCACCCACAGAGAACCUACCAGCCAUAGUGUCCAAGUGCAACGUUGAGAUGUCAGCUGAGCGGGGCGUGAUCACGUCGCCCAACUUCCCUUACGAAUACGACAAUGAUCAGAACUGUCGCACAGAGAUUGAGACAGACGUGGGUACGCGGAUCAACGUCACUUUCCACUUCAUGGACAUUGAGGAGCACCGCGGGUGUCAAUGGGACCGGGUGGAGAUUUUGGACAUCGGCUCCAGUCGCAAGUCCGAGCCUUUCUGUGGGAGUCUCUUCGGUGGUCACCGAUCCUGGCAAUCGGACACUAAUCACAUCGUUGUCAUCUUCGUCAGUGACGACAUCGUGACUCGCAUUGGAUUCUACGCAACAUAUGCAGUGGUUGGGUCCACAGAGCAGAAUCGAGACAGAGGAACUUAGUGGUGCCUUAGUGGAGAUAUUUGAUUCCAGUGUACAAUGUGAUAUUUCAAUAUUAUAAGUUUUUCAAAAAAACCCAACUGAUUAAACCUUUCAAACAUUUGGUACUGUUAUCCCAACUGUUUCUUUCUCCGGUAAGGGUGAUUUUCAAGCUUUUCCAUACAUGUUUUUAAUCAAUACCUAGAAAAAAAUGGUGUGCCUUUUUGACUGGAACGAGUGCUUUUCCACUGCAACAUUACAAAAAUUCAACAAGCAACUGUUUCAUCAGUUUUAACACAAAAUGUUGGGAUUAAUUUUCAAACGUACGAAUUGGCAUAGAAAAAAAAACACUUUGGGGAAAGCUCAUGACAUUUGGAAAAAUGAACCUAAUACAACACAUCAACACAAGUCAAUAAAUAACAUGCAAUUAUGAAACAAAUUCUUCUUGUGAAAAUAGUAAUAUUCAACCGUUUAACUUUAAUCAGUUAUUGUCCAAUUGAUAUACUGAAACAUGUAAUAGUAAUAUGGAAAGAAUACGGCAUAUUGAUAUACUGAAACGUGUAAUAGUAAUAUGGAUAAGACAUGCAGAUAUAUAAAAAGGUUAAUGAUUAUAAUAUUUCAGCAUGUUCAAUGUAAACAAAAAAUAUGUAAGAUAACACUUAGGGGAAAGGUUAUGAGAUUUGGGGGAAUGAACCUAAAUACAACACAUAAAAAGUCAUUUAACAACAUAAGGGAACAAAUUGUUCUUGUAAAAAUAGUAAAUUCAACCGUUUUAUGAUUUUUUUAACCAGUUGAUAUACUGGAACAUACAAUAACAAAAUGGAAAGAAUAAGGCAUUUGGAUGUAUAAAAAGUCAAUACAGCAUGCUCAGUGUUAAAAAAAUAUGUAAGAGAACACUUUGGGGGAAGGUCAUGAGAUUUGGGAAAAUGAAUCUAAUACAACACAUCAACGUCAAUAAACAACAUGCAAUUAGGAAACAAAUUCUUGUGAAAAUAGUAAUAUUCAAGCGUUUAACUUAAAAUCGUUUUUUGUCCAAUUGAUAUACUGACACAUGUAAUAGUAAUAUGGAAAGAAUAAGGCAUAUUGAUGUACUGACACAUGUAAUAGUAAUAGGGAAAGAAUAAGGCAUAUUGAUAUACUGACACAUGUAAUAGUAAUAGGGAAAGAAUAAGGCAUAUUGAUAUACUGACACAUGUAAUAGUAAUAUGGAAAGAAUAAGGCAUAUUGAUAUACUGACACAUGUAAUAGUAAUAGGGAAAGAAUAAGGCAUAUUGAUAUACUGAAACAUGUAAUAGUAAUAUGGAAAGAAUAAGGCAUGCGGAUAUAUUAAAAUGUAAUGAUUAUAAUAUAUCAGCAUGUUCAACUUUAAAAAAAAAAAAUGUAAGAGAACACUUUGGGGAAAGGUCAUGAGAUUUGGGGGAAUGAACCUAUAAUACAACACAUAAAAUGUCAUUUAACAACAUAAGUGAACAAAUUGUUCUUGUAAAAAUAGUAAAUUCAACCGUUUUAUGAUUUUUUUUAACCAGUUGAUGUACUGGAACAUGCAAUAACAAAAUGGAAAGAAUAAGGCAUUUGGAUGUAUAAAAAGUCAAAACAGCAUGCUCAGUGUUAAAAAAAUAUGUAAGAGGACACUUUGGGGAAAGGUCAUGAGAUUUGGGAAAAUGAACCUAAUACAACACAUUAAGGUAAAUAUUACAACAUGCAAUUAGGAAACAAAUUGUUCUUGUGAAAAUACUGUAGUAUUAUUAACCCAUUUUAUGAAAAAAAAUCCAGUUGAUAUACUGAAACAUGUAAUAGUAAUAUGGAAAGAAUAAGGCAUGUAGAUAUAUGAGAGAGUUCAAGAGUAUAUUUCAGCAUGUUCAAUGUAAAAAAAAAAAUGAAAGAGAUGGAUAAUACUCUGUCUUGAUGACUGACCAAGGAUUGGUGAAAUAGUAAUAUGGUAAGGAUAAGGAAUGUGGAUAUAUGAACAGUUUAUCAGAGUAUAUUUCAGCAUGGUCAUUUUACAACAACUGAAAGAGAUGGAUAAUAAAAACUGAAUUAAAAACCAGUGGCAAAAUUUAAAGUUGCAUAAUGAGUGUCCAAGGAAGAGAAAACAAAUAAUGUAGACCUUCUAACUUAAUUAUUCCUGAUGUUUUAGUGGCAACGAUACGAAUAAUGCAGAGUACUGAAUAAAAUUUUACAUGAUUCAUGGAAUUAAUGGAAUUUGAAA
Patiria miniata (bat star) is the source of this 8116-nucleotide messenger RNA. RefSeq names its product cubilin-like. The record is from RefSeq and is a predicted model, not a curated record. Bases 91 to 5931 code for a protein of 1946 amino acids. The transcript has 33 exons. NCBI's taxonomy places the organism in Eukaryota, Metazoa, Echinodermata, Asteroidea, Valvatida, Asterinidae.